CUGGUGUAUGCAAACCGGUUGACUACUCAGCUGGACACGGGUCGCCGUGGUUUGCUGGUAAAGCACUCUUCAAUCCACGGCCUUAUCCACCAAAGUUCAGUUGAUUUGGCCCGUUACGCCCGCUGGCUGAUUUUUUCCUUUUUUUUCCCUUUUUUUUCCUUUUCUUUUUCAAGAGGUAGAUUCUUAUAUAUCCCAAAUAAUGCCAGCCCGGAUUCGAGUCAUCGGCUCUUUGAAUGCCGACAUGGUCACAGUGACCCCACGCUUCCCCGGGCCAGGAGAAACUCUGACAGCGACAUCCUUCAACACCAGCGCAGGUGGCAAGGGCGCAAACCAGGCCGUGGCCUGUGGCCGCCUUUCCCGCUCACAGCCUAGAUCGUCGACCAGUGAUACCCAGGAUGAGGAGAUUUAUGUUGAAAUGAUCGGUGCCGUGGGCCGCCAGGAUUCGUAUUUCUCUACUCUCUUGAAACCAACUCUAGAACAGUCUGGUGUGGAUAUUGCGCGGAUUAGGGAAGUGGAUGGUGUGCAUACAGGCAUCGCCGUGAUUGUUGUUGACAGUUCGGCUGGUGGCGAGAAUAGGAUUUUGCUCUCUCCAGGUGCCAAUUACGCGGGGAUGCAGCCUACAGCAGACCUUUUCGACUCAGUACUGUCGCCUCCUCGACCAGAUGUGGUGGUGGUGCAGGCAGAGAUCCCACUGACGACGGUGGUUGAAGUUCUGAGGCGCGCCGGGCGUCAAAAGGAGCAACUACGCAAAGAAGGUAUCAAGGGCGUGGAUGGAGCGGUCGAGGUCGUGUUUAACCCCGCUCCGGCUCCAGCGGGCGGCCUACCUACAGACGUAUAUGCGGCAAUUGACCAUUUGAUCAUGAACGAAACGGAAUGUGAUCUUAUGGCGCCGAAGGAGCUGAGGGAUAUCUCCGAGCCAGAAGAACGCAGGGGCCAGAUCGCAAACCAUUUCCAUAGCUUAGGUGUACGGUAUGUCAUAGUUACACUGGGCUCGGAGGGAGUAUGGUAUAGUGCAGCUGAUGUGGGCAGCAAGGCCCAAGACGACGUCAAAACGUGGAUUCGCUGCAUUAAUCACAUUCCUGCCGCAAAAGUGGAAAAGGUUGUGGACACCACGGGUGCGGGAGACACCUUCGUGGGCGGCUAUUCGGUGCAAGUGGCUCGAUGGAGAGAGCAGAGACGGUUGCUUGGGAAGGCCAACGAAUGCCUUACAGAUGAUGAGCGGAGAGAACGGUAUCACAAAGGAAUUGAAGAGGCAAUUCGAUGGGCGGUCCGGGCUUCGGCCCAGUGUGUUCAGCGGCAAGGAGCCAUGGAUAGCAUUCCAUGGAAGGGAGAGAUCUGAUACUAUUUUCAACCACCGAUGUAAAUAAACAUGCCAGAUCAUGGAAGAUAUAGAGAAUGCUCUAUACUAGGAAUGGAGAACAAACAAGCAUGUGUUGCUUGGUAAGUUAAAGUUACGGGAGUAAAGAAGUGUGCUAUGACCAGUGGAGUGCUUGGAUAGCCGUCCUCAGCUCAAUA
Molecule: messenger RNA, 1515 nt
Organism: Coccidioides immitis RS
Lineage: Eukaryota; Fungi; Ascomycota; Eurotiomycetes; Onygenales; Onygenaceae
Product: ribokinase
Exons: 1
Coding region: 200-1339 (379 amino acids)
Biological process (GO): D-ribose metabolic process
Molecular function (GO): ribokinase activity
Source: RefSeq, a predicted model, not a curated record